AGAUGGGAACUUCCUCCAUAAAUAGCUUCACCUCCGUCUAUCCUAAACACCACCACUUCUUUACAAUCAUUCCUUUCUCUCAAAGUAAAAAAGAAGUAUUGGUAACUCUUCUUACUAUAGCUCGCAACUUUCUUUACAUUUCUUCAAGAAAUUAAAACUUACCACAAUGGCCAUCAGAAGAUCGAACAAGCAGUCCCAAGCUGCAAUCUUGAAGCAAAUUUUGAAAAGGUGUUCGAGUUUGAUUAAGAAGAACAGCUAUAAGGACGAAGACCACCUUCCCCUUGACGUGCCCAAAGGACAUUUUGCAGUUUACGUGGGAGAAAAUCGAACUCGAUACAUCGUACCUAUUUCAUUUUUGACUCAUCCUGAGUUUCAAUGCCUCCUUCGACAAGCUGAGGAAGAAUUUGGGUUCCAUCAUGACAUGGGAAUUACUAUUCCAUGUGAAGAAUUCAUUUUCCAAUCACUCACAUCUAUGUUGAUGAGAUAGUAAAAUAUUGGCCAAGAAGAAAAAAGAGUGAAUAUUAAUUAGGUGUAAGUUUAAAUUUUAUAGAGAAGAAGGAUGGGUUCAAGAUGAAGCAAUUUUAAUUAGUCCAUUUUGCUUCUCUUUUUUUAUGUAACAUAUUUCUUCACUUUC
Molecule: messenger RNA, 634 nt
Organism: Capsicum annuum
Lineage: Eukaryota; Viridiplantae; Streptophyta; Magnoliopsida; Solanales; Solanaceae
Product: auxin-responsive protein SAUR50
Exons: 1
Coding region: 167-487 (106 amino acids)
Biological process (GO): response to auxin
Source: RefSeq, a predicted model, not a curated record